AAACCAAAGAGCGCAAGCUUUCAAGUUUGAAGCGUUACCUGAGGUCAGAAUGUUUUGAUACUUUUGUGGACAUAUAGCAUGUUUAGAAGUUUGUGUGAUGAUCUUGUCUCGAUUAUUGUGGACAUUUAUGAACACAACAGCUUUUAUGAUCGUCAUGUGAAAGCAAAAAAAAUUAUUGAAUUUGAAGUUAAUGGAAUUUACGAUAACCUACGUAAAUUGAGUUGGUUUUAUCACAAUCUACGAGCCAAAACUAUUUUUUAUACGUUGAGGCUCAAUGGAUCUAAAGAUAUGGGUGGACUUCCAUAUUGUUCCUUCAAUACAUUAAAAUUUGAGUUGCCACCUGGUUCUCUUCAAAGUUCCUACAUUGAGUUCUUCAGAUUACUUAGGAAAGACCCUAUGUUUGUUGCAGAACUACUACAUUAUUACAAGUUCAAUGCCCAAGUAGUCGAAAGUUUAUUUAGUUCAGUGUCUUCAGCUAUAUGUACAAACCCUGUAAAUCCUCCCAGUACCUUAGUUCAGCUUACAAUUGCUCAUUAUUUGCAGCAGUGCUUACAUAAUGUAAAGUGUGCAAUGUAUUCCAAGUCAGAGCUAAUGCUCUUGGUGCAUUUACUCAUUUUUGGUACUCCAGAUGUCCUCUCAUUCUUAAAUUCUGUCUUACAAAAUGUAUUCCACAGGUUUACAAACAGUAGCUCCAAUCUUUCAAUUAAUAUGCUUGAAUACGAUAAAAAUUCUGUUGGAUUUGCCAGCAAUGUUUCACAGGGUACUUUCACAGUUAUACUUCUCAAUAUCAUAAUUAGUAGCUUGUCUGAUAAUAUGCUACUAUUUCCCCAGUCGAUUCUUAUCUUGCUGGGUAAUAUGCGUCGUAUUUGGUCUACUGCCAACCUGUCACAUAAAGAAGUUCUGCAUGCAUGCGUGGAGUUUAUUUUCAAAGAUUUCAUUGGAUAUGCUUUUGAAAAGCCCGCAUUAUACAACAUCAACCUGAACCGCAUAUCGUCUCCUAGAUUUUUCACAUCUUUAAAGGAAACAAUCGAGGUUAUUUCUUCCAUAGUUAUCGAGGGUGAGAAUUACUCAUUAACUACCAGUGUAAUUAAUCAGAACGAUUCGGCAAUUAUCCAUAAUGAAUGUACAAAAAUAGAAUAUGACCAGCUUCAAGGAUUUGCUCAAUUUAUACUAGGUGCUGCUGAUUCUAUGGCCUUCCCAAAUAGUUUGUUUGAAAAAUACUCUGAAAAUUUGUUAGUUGGGAAAAAUGAGCUUCAGCAUCCUGGGUCAGAUGACUGUAUUUCAAAGGAUUCAUGUAAUUGUGAUGUCGUCUCAAUAACCCCUAAUGAUUUAAAUAUUUUAGUUGGGUGUAUUCGUAUAUUCUUAAAAACAAAGUCGAACUCCCACCCAUUCCUCAAAAUAAUUGAUCGCUUACCGCAUAAUGUUCCGGGUGCUACUGUGGAAGUAGAACUAUCUGUGGAUAAUGCUUCAUUUGGAGAGGCAUCAAGCUCAGAUACAAACGUUAUGUCUGUUGUUUUGGUCGAUAUAUCAGAAAAUAAUACUACUAAAACUCUAACUCGAGAAAUCAAAAGGUCGAACAGUAAUACACCAUCACCACAAAGGCGACGCAAUCGUUCAUUAAAUCGUUUGUUUAAUGGAAAACAGAACUUUUCUAGUCAUUCUCAAGACACUCAUAUUGACAGUGCUGGAGUUGAAAAUCCAAGUCUAUCACGGAAAAACGUUAAAUCCAAUGAUGAAAAUUCAGAAUUCGUCUAUUUAUUCAAUCUAUAUUCAUAUCAUUGCUCUCAUCAUCAAAAGAUGCCUUCUGAAAAUCAAAGCGGUCGGUCACGGAAAUUAAGAAUGGGUAAAAAUAAAAUUGAUCAUCCAUUGGACGAAUCUACAAGUCCGCAUUGCGAUGAUGCAAGUGUUACAAGUCAUGCUUGCUCAAAUGUAGUCAGAAAAGUUGUUACGAAGGACACCAGUCAAAGUGCCUGUUAUUUUGUUCCUAGUGGUGUAAGUACUGGGUGUGAUAAAUCAAGUCAUCCACGUUUUGACCAAUAUGAUUCUAUCAGCGAAAUUCAUGUCAUUGGAAAUGUCAAUACAGGAGAUGGACAAUGUAACUUAUGUGAAUCUCAUUGUUCCCCACUGGGUGAUGUUGCCACUAACUUAAGUAACGAAAAGCACUCGUCCAUCAGCUUUUCUCACAAUCACUUUUUGACUGGUCAGCGUUCCAGUGAUGAAGCUACCUCACAAAAUUCUGAUCCAAGUGGGUACACAAGUUUAGCUAGCAGUGCUUGUGCUCUUGGACAACGUUUAGAAACAUCAGCACCUGUAAAUGAAUCACUACAAAAUAAAAAUGUGAGUGACUUACAGUUAAAUCAAGGAACAUCCCAUCCUACUUCAGUCUCUGGUCCGUCAAUCAACUCAUCAUAUAUUUAUUCAUUUUCGCCACCAGCUUCCCCUAAACAUGGUUGCAGCAAUUCACGGAGUGAUGUCAACGAUCGCACAACACAAUAUGUGGCAUGUAGUUCACUGUCGCGUGGGGUCGAAAAACGUACUCGAUUUUCUAUUUCAGUUCUACCCAGUAGUACCUCAGUUCGAGGAUUUGAAAAUUCGAGUCUUAUACCUGACCAUGGAUUUAUGGUUCAAUCUAAAAUAUCAGAAACAAGGUGUGUUAAUGAAAGGUCCUCUGUUCAUCCUUCGGUUGUUAGAUGUAAUUCAAUCGAUCUAUCUCAGUCUAGUUUAAUCAACCAUUCGAAUUCAUUAACCGAAAGAGAAUACAAAUUUGAUGGACAUAAAUCGAACUUAGAUUUCGUUUCUUCCAUAUCUGUAUCGAAUAAAAUUUUACGUAGUGAUGAUAAACCUACAAUUCAACCUCGGUGUUCUUCACUUACUUCUUUAUGUGCAUCUGCCGGAAUCUCUUCGCUUCCAGCUCAUCGUGUACGUCGGCACUCUCGAAAACUUAUUACAAGUACUUCCAAUCAAGAUACUGAAGGUCAAGGUGAGUCCCAAGGUACUCCUAGCUUCUCAGCGGAUAGUGCAUCAAGUGACAGUGACAGUGAUAGCGGUUUAAUAGGAGCGGCAGUUUCUCAGCAUAGUACUGCUUCUUCUUCAUGUCAUCUAAAUUCAUCAUUCAUACAGUCAUACCAAAAUUCACAUGAUCAUAAUGAUGUUAGAGAAGUUGAUGAACAGUCUAGUUUAUUAACAUGUUCAUCAUGCGGAGUACGUUUAGGUGAAGAUGUUAUUCCGGAUCCCAUUCCUGAAAAUGCUGAAUCUCAAGAUGUUGAUAUUAAUAGUGAUCAAAUUGAAACACAAGUUGAUGAACAGUCUAGUUAUCCAAGGGAUGAAGAAGAUGCUCUUUCUGACCUACCUCUUUCAUCAGCAAAUAUAUCUGGUCGUGUGACACCGCUAUCUCUAACUAGUACAACGUCUCGUGGGGGCCAGUUGGCUCAACCAAUUAUUCAUGGUACGGAAAAUAAUUAUCGUGUAUCAGGGAUGUUUUCUCAAUCUGGCCUUAUCCUUCCUACUGGAACAACAUUGCCAUCGAACACAACUCAUUUAGGACUCACUAGAUGUGGCCCUAAUGAAUUUCCGUCAACAAUGUUUCAAAGACAUUGCACACCAGACGUUACCGAAAAGUUUAAUAAAUUUGACUUACCUCCGAAUCGAAUGACAGAGAAUGAAACCAGAUCUACUGUGAGUGAUACAUGGUCUACUGAUGUACUUCCAUCGGAUACAGAAUAUACUGAUCUUGGUCAAGAAUUUUCAAAUUCGCAAUCCAGUUUAAAUCCAGAUGCAGCUACCAGACGUCUUUCUAGUCACAGUGUGGCACGCGUCUCUCAUCGGCAUGGUCAUCGUCAUCAUCAUAGAAGGGCACCUAUGUCAGAGUCGUUGAUCGCUGAAUCUUCUGAGAAUAAUAACUUUCGAUCAAUAAAUGUUCCUUUGGAGUCGGAUAACAGGGAAAUCCAGUCCAGAGUUCACUCCAGCUCCCCAUUGAAUGAUGUAAUAAAUACAGAAGAAAACGAAAGUAAUUUGCAUGCCCUUAAUGAUUCUAUCCAGCCUAUAAUUAUGAGGAGUCUUCCGGCUACUUCUCAGUGUCAGGAUAGUCUUAACGGAUUAUCACAACCUAUCAAUUCUAAUCAGUCAAAUCAUUGUUCUGUAUCAUUGGAUUCUACAGUAAACUCUAAUCACCAUACUUCAUCUGUAAUGUCCACUAAAAUGGAUAACUCAUUUAACACUGGUGAAAAAGUCAAUGGUGAGCUUAGAUCAUCUACAGAUGAUGAACGGCGUAAUUUGAAUACAUAUCGUCUCCAUGGUGGUGCACAUACUUUAAAAGAGAGUUUUUCACGUCUAAUGGGAAAAUUAGAUCUUAUGGCUCGACGCCCACGGAUAUCAGGUAAUUCAAGUAUUGACAAACAUCGCCAUACAUCAACUUCUCAAUACAGCGAAUCCCAGUCUAAUCUUUAUUCAUUUCUUCCGGAUUUAAUGGAGUCAGUUUCUGUGAAAUCAAGAACUUAUUCAUCACGUGAUAAUCAACAACCUUUAAGUGCAUCAUCUUCCUUUUUGCCAAAUUCUAAUCAGUCGACGCAGCUAGCUGUUAAAUCACAAAAUUCAAGUCAAUUUGAAGAUGACAGUAUGAGAAAAGAAGAAACUGUCGAUGAAAUGAUGGAACGUUAUCGUAGACAAACAAAAGUUGUUUCACCAGACAAAUCAAUUUUUAAUCAUAUUUCUAAUUCUCAGUAUUCUCAUCAUGGCAAACAAAUUCCGAGUACUUCAAAUUCCAACAAAAUAGUCAACAACAAUACUGUUGUUAGUGUUGAAAAUAUAAAUAGUUCGGACAAAAAUUUCUCUUCUAUCGCUUCAUUGCAAUCAUCAUCUUCGUCUGCUUCGUCAUCAUCAUCAUAUUCAUUAUCUCCUGUUUGUUCACAAUCACGUAAAUCAAUUCCUCAUUUAUUCAAUUUAGCCUUAAAUGGUCUACAAGAGAUAUUCUCUAACUCAACAUUAAAUACUAUCGCUUUUAAUACUAUACAAAAACUUAAGUCAACAUGGCAAAUGACAUGUGAUAAUCAAUCGUUGCUUCAACAAUCACAAGAUAUAACUGGUGUAUUUAAUGAGAACCAAAUAUUUUUCUCCUUGUUAAAUUCAAUGCUAGCUGGAUUAUAUGGUACACAGCAAAAUUCAACAAUAAUUAACAUUCUAAUUGAAACAAGAAAUAUUUUAUUAGAAUUAAACAAUCUAUUAGGAAGUUGUUCAAAUUCUGAUUAUUCAACAAUGAAUGAUAAAUCUACAAAUAAUAAUAAUGAUAAUAAUAAUACAGAAACUAAUUUCAAUCAAAAUUAUUGGCUAUUCAACUUGAAUGAUAAAACAUUAUCAUGUUCAUUAACUAAAUGUUUAAUCUCUAGUCUUCGUCAAUAUCUUAGACAACAUCAAAUUUAUAGAAUUCAAUUGAAGAAAAAUUAUGAACAAUUAAAUAAACUUAAAACAAAUUUAGAAUUAACUGUAAAUUGGUUGCAACAAUCUAUACACCUUCAACAAGAAUAUAUUACAAAUAGAAAUUUGUUGGAAUUUAUUAAUCAACAUAGAAACUUAUUCAUAGAAUUUCAUCAAGAAUUCACUAGUGACGAAUUGUCCUGUGAUCCAAAAUUACGUGUUGAAAUUGUACAAAAACUUGUUACACAAUUAAUUAAUAAAAUGAAAACUAAAUGGCGUGAAUCUUAUCUGAAUGAUUGUUUCACUUCAACGCAUUUAUCACCAUUAUUACAUAGAUCUGAUGUACCUCAGUCAUCAAUGAAUAUUUUGGGGGAUAGUUCAAUUACAAAUGAUAAUAAUGUAGAAAGUGUAAUUAUACAGUUAGAAAGACUUGUUAUGGAUGAAAUUUAUCCGUUUGUAAUAUGGAUUAAUAAUCCCAGCGUAGAGAAGGAACGUGAUGAAUUGUUUCAUCGAGAGUUAACAUUUUUACAAAAUACAGUAACACCAACAGAAUUACGAAUAUCAAAUGCAUAUCAUAUUGUAUUACCAUUAAAAUCUGUACAAAAUGAACUACUAUUGUUAGAUUGUUAUCAUACAUCAUCUGAUAAACUUCGUUGUUUAAAACGUGUAAUAAAUCAUGUUUUAGCUGCUUUGCAACUAGCCAAUCCCACAUCAAUACCGUGUGCAGAUGAUCUUCUACCAGUGCUCAUUUAUUUAGUUAUACAUACAAAUCCUCCUCGACUACUGAGCAAUAUCGAAUUUAUAAACAAUUUUGCUGGUGAUAACCUAAAUGGUGAAUUACAAUAUAUCUGGUGUCAAUUUUGUUCUGCCGUUGCUGAGAUUCGACGUUUAAUGUCUAUCAGACCAAUAAAUAAUAAUUAUGAUGGUCAUAAUAUCUAAAAGUUAUAAUUUCUUUUUUGUUUAAAGAGUCCCUUUUAUUUCUUUCUUUCCACACACUCCUCAUAAUCAAUUUGUAGUUAAUCCUCAUUGGUCACUUUCAUAUGAUUCCAUUGUAAUAGUAGGAAGAUAGUGUAUUUUGUUUCUCAUUGUACAGCGUCAAAUUGUUUAUGGUUUCGAUUUCACUCACAGUUUUUCUUGUCAGGAUAAAUCAUACCAUCAAUAGAUAAAUGAUCGUGAUGAGCAUUGGAAACGUUUUGUUAGUUGGUGUUUUGUUUUUUUGUAGUCUUUCUACUGUGAUUAAUUUGAAGUGAUGUGAGAUAUUUUACACAUUAGUUUUUUCCACUGUAAUCGCGUUACGAUUAUAAUUUAGUAAUAUUACUUUGGCUGUUAAAUUGUAUUCUGAUUAAUCUUAAUUUUUUUUAUAAAGUUUGCAAUUACAUCAUUUGAAAGUGUAUCACUCUCGUUUAUAAACAAUAAACUACGUCUGUACAAUUAAAAAAUCAUAAUAGUACAUGAAUGCUAUUUUUCAUUGAAAGAUUUUUUUCUUAAUUUACAUUGUUUUGAUUGAUAAUUCAAGAAAAUAUCUCCGAAAAAACCCAGUGAAUAUAAAAUAGUUAAGUAUAAAAAAUGAGAUGUAUCCUUGUGCACAGUUAACAAAUAGAAUAAUUUAUGGAAACAAUAAUCAAUUAAAGUGAUAUUCUUGUAUGAGAAUAACAGACAAGUUGUAACGAUAUUUGUGAAUAAUGAAGGUUCACGAAAAUUAAGCAAACAUUUUGAAAAACUGCUUUAAGUUAGAAGGUAAAUGGCAAAAUAUUAUAAUAAUGAAGAAAAAUUAAAAUAAAUGCUGGAACUAUGAUGACAUGAUUCACUUGAAGUCAUGCCAACUAGAUUCCUGAGGUAAGUUGUCCCAGCUUUGUAAAUGGUUCAUAUCACCAACUAGCAUUAUAUGUUGUAUAAUCCUUCUUAUUGCAUACAUUUGUAUGGUUGUAUCGUAAAAUUUGUCUGUUGUAGAUGGUCAUUGACCAUGUUUACUAUUACUUUUUAACUCGUACGAGUCAUGGACGGUUGUAAAUAAAAGAAUGACGACAUACGUUCAGUAGGUCAUGAGAGUAAGACACAGCUUUUCCAAACUACCACUCUUCUGGAUGUCAGCAGGAGGACUUCAGGAAAAUUAAAUUAAGAUGUGACGUCGAACGUCUUGCUUUAGUGGACCACAUUAAUAUCUCUAAACGGAAACUAAUACGCCCAAAAUCGACAUCCGAAAAAUUGACAAAAUAUGGGUCAUAAUUACACGCAAAGCACUUAUUGCUACGAUGGGCGAUGUCCGGUAUGGGAGUAGGCUGGAAGAAACUAGGAGCGACGAAACCUGUUAUACUUCUUUCUUAUUACAACCCAGCUAUUCCUAUUGCCUAGUAUUCUUGGACACCAAUUCAC
Molecule: messenger RNA, 7782 nt
Organism: Schistosoma bovis
Lineage: Eukaryota; Metazoa; Platyhelminthes; Trematoda; Strigeidida; Schistosomatidae
Source: the annotation of a GenBank genome assembly